AUGUUGAAGUUGUUGACUGUUCACAAUACCCACAAUCACGGGCUAAGUCCACAAAAGGCGAGGUUCUUUCGGUACAAUAGAGAAGUGAGUUUGUCUAUUAAGAGAAUGCUAGAUACAAAUGAUCAGACUGGUAUCAAAAUGAACAAGAGCUUAGCCGCUCUUGUGCAAGAAGCAGGUGAGUUUGAGAACUUGUCAUUCAAUGAAAAAGACUGUCGUAAUUAUAUUGACAAGGCACGCCACUUUCGACUUGGGAAAUGUGGCGCUGGAGCUCUCCAUGAAUAUUUUGUUAGGAUGCAAUACAAGAAUAAUGGAUUCUUUUCCCUAAUGGAUAUGGAUGAUGAUGGGAGGUUGAAAAAUGUCUUUUGGGCAGAUUCACGAAGUAGGGCAUCAUACAAAUAUUUUAGUAAUGUUGUCACGUUCGACACUACAUAUCUGAUAAAUAGGUAUGAGAUGCCAUUUGUACUGUUUGUUCGCAGUUUGUUGAACUGUAUGAAUGGUGAAGCUCCAAAGGCUAUUAUCACAUAUCAAGAUAGAGCCAUGGAAAAUGCGAUUGCGCUUGUCUUUCCGAAUACCCGACACCGAUUUUGCUUAUGGCACAUACUGAAGAAAUUACCUGAAAAACUCGGUUCACAUGGUACAUACAAAGAUAGGUUGAAAAGUCAGUUGCUUAUGUGUGUGUAUGACUCUCAAACAAUAGAGGAGUUUGAGAGUUGUUGGGAAGUGAUGAUUAAAACAUACAACUUGCAAGAAAAUGCUUGGUUGCAGAGUUUAUAUGCUGAGCGUACCUAUUGGGCACCAGUAUUCUUGAAAGAAGUUUUUUUGGACUGGAAUGAGCACAACCCAACGAAGACAAACUUAAAAGAGUUUGUUGAUCAAUUCGAUAAUGCGUUGAGAAUGAAGAUUGAGAAUGAAAAUGCAGCGGACUUUCACUCAUUCAACGUUACAAUUCUUGCCAUCUCUAUUUCUCUACUUGAGAAGAUAUUUCAAACCACAUAUACUAACUCUAAAUUUAGAGAAGUUAAAAAAGAAGUAAUGGGAAUGCUUGGUGUUCUUCCAACUCUACACCGAAAAGAUGGUGUCAUUGCAACGUACCAUGUAGAAGAUGAAAUAGAAGUUGAUGAUUUCAUCAAGGAGCCACAUGGAAGAGAUAUCGAUAUAGUUGACACGUGCAGGAAUUUAUUUGAGCAAACAGUUGUUGAGACUCAAGAGAGUGUUGUCAUUCAGCCACCUCAAAACACUACCGAAGUAUUGGACUUUAGUGAAACUCAACUUGGGGAUGGGAGACGACCAGAACUUCAUAAAGCUCUAGAUGAGACUCAAGAUUGUGGACACGUGCAUGACUGA
Juglans microcarpa x Juglans regia is the source of this 1344-nucleotide messenger RNA. RefSeq names its product protein FAR-RED IMPAIRED RESPONSE 1-like. The record is from RefSeq and is a predicted model, not a curated record. Lineage: Eukaryota; Viridiplantae; Streptophyta; Magnoliopsida; Fagales; Juglandaceae. The transcript has 5 exons. The coding region runs from base 1 to 1344 and encodes 447 amino acids.